Tuber aestivum (summer truffle) is the source of this 3735-nucleotide messenger RNA. Lineage: Eukaryota; Fungi; Ascomycota; Pezizomycetes; Pezizales; Tuberaceae. The record is from the annotation of a GenBank genome assembly.
AAACGUGUCGUAUUAUACGGUAUGACAUAUGGUACGGGUACGGUAUCUUACGGUAUGGACCGUAUGGUACGCUACCGGUAACCGCUCUCCUGAAAAGGGCUCUCUGGAAGGGGAAAAACAAUCCUUUUGUCCCAGGAUCCCGCAACCCCUGUCUGUCCAACAUGAGACCCCCGUCUACCGUACUUUAGAGAGGAACCUUUGUCGUCCCAUCCACACAUCCUCAACAUCAAGCUACGCAACCCCUCGCUGCUCCGCUGUUUGCUCGUCCUGGAUCCUAUCCCUUCCUUACUGAAAGGACUUUUCGUCUUUGUUUCCACCGAUUUUAUUCCUACCAAUUUUAUUCCUCUCGUAGUACUGCGUCCUACCAUUCCCCUUUCUCUAUCAGACCCCCGGUAAGAAUCUUCACACUAUGAAUUCAACGAGGCUAGCCUUCAAUUCGACCAGGCAGCGCUCGCUCAUAGCGCCAUCGGGUAAUUCUCUGUUCCGAACAUUCUGCGCCUUUUGUUCACAGUUACUAACUCGACCCAUAAAGCCCGGCGCGCUUGCCUUCGACCGUCGCUCGGGCUAUGUUCUCGUAAGGGUUUUCUGCAUUCCCAGAUUGCCCGAUAUCAACCAGCUAUCGUCAUCCUUGCUUCUCAGAAGUAUCUGAGUACCGAUACAACCACAGCCGGAGUCGGCGGUCCUGUUAUUCCCCCGCCGGGUUUCGACCCCAAGAGAGCCAGUAAGCCGGUUCCCCGUGAGAUAGCCGCCGCAAAACCCUCCGCAAAACCGGAAAUCGCGGCUGCUCCCCGUAAUAGCGGUGUCGAAGCUCCCGCAUUAGAGAGGAAGGGUGCGGAAGCUACGCAGACCGAGGGCUCGACAGCUGCUACCACAGUGAAUGAGAGUGGCGUUCAGGAGAGGAGUGAGGAAAAGAAAGCUACUAUUUGGCAGAAGGUUAAGCAUGGUGUGCAACAUUUCUGGGAUGGAACAAAGCUAUUGGGUGCAGAGAUAAAGAUCUCUUCAAACUUAGCAUUGAAGAUGGCUGCUGGGUAUGAGUUGAGUCGUCGCGAACGCCGUCAGGUAAGAGUUUUAAAUUAUCUGUUUCAACGAGCCCCCAUGUCUGAGAGUGGUGUUAUAGCUCGAGCGAACAGUCAAAGAUUUAGGCCGUCUUGUUCCUUUCUCAGUUUUUAUUAUCGUUCCUGCCGGUGAACUCUUCUUGCCGAUCGCUCUUAAAGUCUUUCCCAAUCUUCUGCCAAGUACCUACGAAGACCAGAAGGCAAAGGAGUUGAAGUCUAGCAAACUCCGGUCAACCAGGCGGGACGUAUCCGAUUUUCUCCGCAAGACUUUGCGAGAGAGUGGUAUUCCGUUGAGUGCCAAAACCAGGCGGCGGGAGGAAUUCACACAGUUCUUCAAGAAGGUAAUUAAACCCUAACAAAUCUGGUUCUACGGGUGUUUACCAAUCAUAUAGAUCCGAUCGAGCGGCGAAUCCCCCAGCCGGGAGGAUCUCAUCAAAGUCUGUAAGAUCUUUAGGGACGAUGUCACUUUGGACAAUCUUUCAAGGCCCCAAUUGGUUGGAAUGUGCCGAUAUAUGAAUCUCAAUACUUUUGGAACCGAUGCUAUGUUGCGCUACAAUAUUAGGCAUAGGAUGCGGCAGAUUAAGCGGGAUGACCGCGCCAUCUCCUAUGAAGGAGUGGAUUCGCUUUCGGUCCCUGAGCUUCAAACUGCAUGCGCUUCCCGCGGUAUCCGCACCCAUGGCGUUAGCCCCAGCCGUCUACGAGAUGAUCUCAACACCUGGCUCGAGCUUAGAUUGAAGCACGGUCUUCCGUCUACAUUAUUGGUGUUGUCAAAUGCAUUUGUGUAUGCUCAAGGCAAGGAGAGUGAGAUCGAUUCUCAGUUUGACGCACUUGUUGCCGUACUCAGCAGCAUACCCGAGGAGCUCUACCACGAGAUUGAGCUCGAGGUCAACACUCUGGAGGGAGCCGCAACCAAUAAGCAGAGACUUGAGGUAUUGAGGGAACAGCAAGAGCUUAUCGAGGAGGAGAACGAGCAGAGCUCUGAGUCCGCUUCAGAAGCCUCCAAGAAGGCAUCGAAGGAUGAUCGGAACAUUGACGAGGGGGAAGCAUCCACUCCUGGUGCUUCAGAGAGCACCGGGACCGAUGUCAAGGCGGAAGAACUCCAAACAGCAGCCGAGAAGGUUGCGAGCCCAGAGACUAAGGGGAAGAAGGAAGCCUAAGGGGCUAGCAUGGAGGAAAGGGAAAUAUUCCACACCCUCAUUCGGUUCGGGCGGUGCUUACUUUCUUGGGGAGGUUUCUAUUGUCUUUUCUUUCCUGGUCUUACAUUACAUGUUAUCAUCAAAUUAGAUCGGAAUCAGGGUUAGGGGUUUGUGUUGAUAGACUGCAGUGCUACCACUACGGUACUACUACUACUAGUACUACUUUUUUUCCCCACCACUGUCGCUACCAGGGGAAACCGAGACAUAAGACUUAGUAAUUCUGUAUUACGAGCUUGUACAUACUAAAGUAGACAACUUGAGCGAACGAUCAGGGAGAAGUAAGCCUCAUAUGAUGCAUGUAUAAGUCUAGUCUACAGUACCCCAUCCAUCACUGGAGCUACCUUAAGGUGCAGAACACCGCAUCCCACCUACCCCUCAUCUCUCAAACCUCUCCAGCACCGCCGCCACACUCCUCCGCUUGGCAAUCAGGUCCCCAUGCACCCGUUGCUCAAGGCGUAACGCGAGAAACUCCCUCACACGCGAGAAUUCCUGGUCCGUGGGCUCUGUCAUGUUCGUGUCGGGCGAGUUCACGAGGGAGAGGGCGUCGGAUGUGUUCUGGGGGGAUUGCGUCAGUAUAAUAGGGAGGGAACGGAAAAGGGGAAGAAGGGGAAGGGUUACGAAUGUUCUUAGAGAUGUUAGGUCUGCAAGGAGUUCUGCUAGGAGGACCAUUGUUGGGGUCGGACGCUGAAGGGUCGGUGAGUGGUUUUACGAUCUCGCGCGGGAGAGGCGUUGAGUUAGUCUGGGUGGAGGCAGGCUGGGGAAGCUGGGUCGAGAUCACGUGAUUAAAGGUGUUCAUAGUAGGGGAGGAAAAUUUUCCCUAGCUAUGAUACGGGUACUUUCGGUGUGCAGACACUUUGUAAUAUAAUACACUGGAUUAACUUUAUAAUAUAUAUGAUACAUGGUUGCGCAUUGGGAUAACUGCCUUGAUCUAUUUCCCCUACCGUAGUCUACACUUUCGCAGUAGGCCUCCAAAAGCACACUACUGUACAUUGAUAUAUUGAUAGCGCCGCUAAUUACCCUCAAAGGGUUCAGUCUUCUGCCCGCUCCGUUUGCUUCUACUCGUAUCAUACAAGCUUGGUCCCCUAUCCCCCCGGCGCCUUGUGACUCACAAGCUGAGCAUGCUCAAUAUCUAUUAACUGCUCAAUCCGAAUCCCGCUAUCCCUGACAAUCCUGACCCGGAAAGAGCAGCGUAGUGAUGACCUGUACAAGUGCUUGAGUAUGGUAAAUUAGGGAGGCAAAAGUUUUGGCGUAUCGCCCUUUUUACACCAAAAGUGGCUAUUGUAACCACACAAAAGACCCAUUUCCACCUCAGUUGAGUAUCUACCACCUUUAGAUAUUGGGGGCACAUCUUGGCUUCAUAAUAUUGAAAUUUUAACCAAAUCAGACUCUUAUUGCAUUGUUGGUGGUUCUUGGAAAAUCACAAUAAGUUAAAAUUUUUAAGUACCUAUCUGUCUGGGCUUCCACAAAAAUUGCAAGGCUUGGCA